This is a messenger RNA of Sporothrix brasiliensis 5110, 705 nucleotides long. RefSeq lists its product as uncharacterized. Gene Ontology annotation, molecular function: DNA-binding transcription factor activity. NCBI's taxonomy places the organism in Eukaryota, Fungi, Ascomycota, Sordariomycetes, Ophiostomatales, Ophiostomataceae. The transcript is spliced from 2 exons. The coding region runs from base 1 to 705 and encodes 234 amino acids. The record is from RefSeq and is a predicted model, not a curated record. Gene Ontology annotation, biological process: regulation of DNA-templated transcription.
AUGUUCGCUACACGAUCCUCAAAACCGACGUCGUCCAGCAGUCGACGAGCGUCAUCCGGCAAGAGCAAGAAGAGCGACGACUGGAGCGAAGUUACUGAUCCGGAAGAGCGCCGCCGCAUCCAAAACCGCAUUGCUCAGCGAAAAUUUCGCGAAAAGGCACGCGAGCAGAAGGAGCGCUCUGAGCGUGAGUCCCGCAACCAAGAACACGCCGCCAGCAGCUACCAGGUCCCGGGCCCUGAUGACCUGAGUGUCGACGACCAGCUCUCGGGUGUGCCCUGGGGCGGCCCCAGCAUGCGCUUCAUGGUCGCCAAAGGCCACGAGUCUCUCGGCGGCGGUAGCGGCAGCCGUCACAGCAGCGGCAGCCGGCAUGGCGGCGGCUCCAUGUCCGAGUACUACUUUGACGACACCGCGACGGUCUAUGCCCACGGCAGCAGUGGCGGCAGCAGCAGUGCCGGUUCCACUGUGCCCUCGAGCUUGGCUGUCUCUUCCGCCGCCGCCAUGGCUGGUCACGCAGGUACCACGGCACCUACGGGGGCCUACUAUUACAUGGCUGAUGACGGUAGCCAGGCCUACUCCUACAGCAGCAGCGGUGCGAGUGACAGCCGCGGGAGCAAUCGCAGCAGCGACGACUUCACACAGGCAACCGCGUCCCAGGGCGACCAGUACUACGACGACGGCUCCUUUUACUACGACUACGAGGCUUAA